This is a messenger RNA of Fundulus heteroclitus (mummichog), 5997 nucleotides long. Its product is annotated as mucin-5AC. The coding region runs from base 124 to 5364 and encodes 1746 amino acids. The record is from RefSeq and is a predicted model, not a curated record. The transcript has 47 exons. Lineage: Eukaryota; Metazoa; Chordata; Actinopteri; Cyprinodontiformes; Fundulidae.
AUCCUCACUUCCAUCUUCAGACCUGAGGCAGAAGGGUGUCUUCACUUUCUCAUUCCAAACUUUGGUGACUACAAGGAACUUGCUGGAUUGUUGGACUGUACUCAGAGAACUGACACCGAGAGGAUGGCACCUCACAUGUUUCUUCUCCUGUUAGCAGGACUAAUAGGAGCAACAACAGCACAGACAACAAUGAAUGUCACAGCAGAUUCAAGGCUCAACCUGGAAUUUAGGUUGGAGGCAAAUUUUCUCGACGGCCUGAAUGACAGUUCAUCAUCAGUAUUUGGGGAAUUUUCAACGCCACUGAUAGAACAACUUAAUACCAUCUAUAGCAGUAGAUUCAGCGGAUUUCUGCAAGCUGUGAUCAGAGCUUUCAGGCGUGGGUCCAUCAUAGUGGAUUCUGAGCUGCAAUUUGCAAAUGCCUCCUCUGUGCCAGACACUCAACUUGUAGUGGAUACUCUGGUGGAGGCAAAAAACAGCUCCAGCCCUCUCUCCGACCUGAACACAUCUAGUAUUGUUGUGACACGCAUUGAGGCUGCAACUGUUCCUCCCACAACAGGAACUGGGAAUGAAACGACAACCGAUCUAGCAGCCACAACCACAGCUGGAACUACACUUAAUUCAACUUCUGUACCAGGAACUGGGAAUGAAACGACUGCCAACCUAGAAGUCACAACCACAGCUGGAACCACACUUAAUUCAACUUCUGUAGCAGGAACUGGGAAUGAAACGACAGCCGACCUGGCAGCCACAACCACAGCUGGAACUACAGUGAAUACAACUUCUGAAGCAGGAACUGGGAAUGAAACGACUGCCAACCUAGAAGUCACAACCACAGCUGGAACUACACUUAAUUCAACUUCUGUAGCAGGAACUGGGAAUGAAACGACAGCCGACCUAGCAGUAACAACUACAGCUGGAACUACAGUGAAUACAACUUCUGUAGCAGGAACUGGAAAUGAAACGACUGCCAACCUAGAAGUCACAACCACAGCUGGAACCACACUUAAUUCAACUUCUGUAGCAGGAACUGGGAAUGAAACGACAGCCAACCUAGAAGUCACAACCACAGCUGGAACUACACUUAAUUCAACUUCUGUAGCAGGAACUGGGAAUGAAACGACAGCCAACCUAGAAGUCACAACCACAGCUGGAACCACACUUAAUUCAACUUCUGUAGCAGGAACUGGGAAUGAAACGACAGCCGACCUAGCAGCCACAACCACAGCUGGAACUACAGUGAAUACAACUUCUGUAGCAGGAACUGGGAAUGAAACGACUGCCAACCUAGAAGUCACAACCACAGCUGGAACUACACUUAAUUCAACUUCUGUAGCAGGAACUGGGAAUGAAACGACAACCGACCUGGCAGCCACAACCACAGCUGGAACUACACUUAAUUCAACUACUGUAGCAGGAACUGGGAAUGAAACGACUGCCAACCUAGAAGUCACAACCACAGCUGGAACCACACUUAAUUCAACUUCUGUAGCAGGAACUGGGAAUGAAACGACAGCCGACCUGGCAGCCACAACUACAGCUGGAACUACAGUGAAUACAACUUCUGUAGCAGGAACUGGGAAUGAAACGACUGCCAACCUAGAAGUCACAACCACAGCUGGAACUACACUUAAUGCAACUUCUGUAGCAGAAAACACAACUUCACAACCACUUAGUCCAACAUCACCAGCAGCCAACAUGACUUCACCUCCUCUAAAUACAACUUCUCUACCAGUCAGUCCAACAUCACCAGCAACCAACAUGACUUCACCCCCUCUCAAUGCAACUUCUAUACCAGUCAGUCCAACAUCACCAGCAGCCAACAUGACUUCACCUUCACUCAAUGCAACUUCACCCUCAGUCAGUCCAACAUCACCAGCAACCAACAUGACUUCACCUCCUCUAAAUCCAACUUCUAUACCAGUCAGUCCAACAUCACCAGCAACCAACAUGACUUCACCUCCGCUCAAUGCAACUUCAGUCACUGUGAGCUCAACAACAGUCAAUAUAACCUCAGCACAACCCAUGUCCACAUCACCAUCAGGAAAUGCAACCUUACAGCAAACAAGUACGACCUCACCACAAGUCAACGAAACUUCACAAUCUACUCCAUCACCCAUCAGCCAGACCUCAGCAACUAGCAAUGUAACUUCCCAAUCAACAUUAUCAUCAACUAUAUCAACAACAACAACUACUACUACUACUACUACUGCUACAACUACAACCACAACUCCUGCCCCACCACCUGAGCCAAAAAUUAGGUUACAAUUUAACUUGAAGGCGACAUUCACAGAGGAUUUGAAAAACAACUCCUCCCCACAGUUCAAAGCACUUGAGAGAAAUGUGACUGCAGCACUCAAUGGAGUCUAUAAAAAAAGAUUUGGGGACAGAUUCAAUCGAACUGUCAUCAGAGGAUUCAGACAAGGAUCGGUUAUUGCUGAAACUGAGCUGAUAUUCAAUAAUGUCUCAGCACUACCAAAUACCAGCGAAGUGACUGAAACUUUAAGGAAUGCAACCUCUGACCCAGCUUUCAGCCUACCUGUCAACGAAAGUACUAUUGCUGCAGAAGUUGUAUUACCUCCAACUCAACCACCAACAACAACUACAGUCACAACUACAGUGCAAACAACUUCUGUAACAGGAACUGGGAAUGAAACGACUGCCAACCUAGAAGUCACAACCACAGCUGGAACUAUACUUAAUUCAACUUCUGUACCAGAAAACACAACUUCACAACCACUUAGUCCAACAUCACCAGCAGCCAACAUGACUUCACCUCCUCUAAAUACAACUUCUCUACCAGUCAGUCCAACAUCACCAGCAGCCAACAUGACUUCACCUCCUCUAAAUACAACUUCUCUACCAGUCAGUCCAACAUCACCAGCAGCCAACAUGACUUCACCUCCUCUAAAUACAACUUCUCUACCAGUCAGUCCAACGUCACCAGCAGCCAACAUGACUUCACCUCCUCUAAAUACAACUUCUCUACCAGUCAGUCCAACAUCACCAGCAGCCAACAUGACUUCACCUCCUCUAAAUACAACUUCUCUACCAGUCAGUCCAACAUCACCAGCAGCCAACAUGACUUCAUCUCCUCUAAAUACAACUUCUCUACCAGUCAGUCCAACAUCACCAGCAGCCAACAUGACUUCACCUCCUCUAAAUACAACUUCUUUACCAGUCAGUCCAACAUCACCAGCAGCCAACAUGACUUCACCUCCUCUAAAUACAACUUCUAUACCAGUCAGUCCAACAUCACCAGCAACCAACAUGACUACAGCUUCACUCAAUGCAACUUCACCACAAGUCACUGUGAGCUCAACAACAGUCAAUAUAACCUCAGCACAACCCAUGUCCACAUCACUAUCAGUCAAUGGGACGUCAACACAACCAGCUAUUCCAACCACUGUUACAACUGCAACAACGACAAUGGCUGCUGUUCCUGCAGAUUCAAGGCUCAACCUGGAAUUUAGGCUGACGCAACCUUUUGCUGUUGGCCUGGAUGACAGUUCAUCAUCAGCAUUUAUGGAAUUAGCACAGACAGUGGCAGAACAACUUAAUACCGUCUAUAGCAGAAGAUUCGGCCGCAUAUUUCUGCAAGCUCUGAUCAGAGCUUUCAGGCGUGGGUCGGUCAUAGUGGAUUCUGAGCUGCAAUUUGCAAAUGCCUCCGUUGUGCCAGAAACUCAACUUGUAGCAGAUACUCUGGUGGAGGCAAGAAACAGCUCCAACUUUACCCUCCUACUGAACACAUCAAGUGUUGUUGUGAUGCGCAUUGAGGCUACAACUGUUCCUCCCACAACAGGAACUGGGAAUGUAACAACACCCGACCUAGCAGUCACAACUACAGCUGGAACUACAGUGAAUACAACUUCUGUAGCAGUCAAUGGGACGUCAACACAACCAGCUAUUCCAACCACUGUUACAACUGCAACAACGACAACGGCUGCUGUUCCUGCAGAUUCAAGGCUCAACCUGGAAUUUAGGCUGACGCAAGAUUUUGAUGUUGGCCUGGAUGACAGUUCAUCAGCAGCAUUUAAGAAUUUAGCACAGACAGUGGCAGAACAACUUAAUACCAUCUAUCGCAGAAGAUUCAGGGGAUUUCUGCGAGCUCUGAUCAGAGCUUUCAGGCGUGGGUCAGUCAUAGUGGAUUCUGAGCUGCAAUUUGCAAAUGCCUCCAUUGUGCCAGAGACUCAAGCUGUAGCAGAUACUCUGGUGGAAGCAAGAAACAGCUCCAACUUUACCCUCCCACUGAACAUAUCAAGUGUUGUGGUGAUGCCCAUUGAGGUCACAACUGUUCCUCCGACAACAGGAACUGUGAAUGGAACGGCUACCAAUGGAACAACUACCAACCCAGCAGUCCCAACUGCAGCUGCAACAACAAUGAAUGCAUCUGUAGCAGGAACUGUGAAUGGAACGGCUACCAAUGGAACAACUACCAACCCAGCAGUCCCAACUGCAGCUGCAACAACAAUGAAUGCAUCUGUAGCAGUCAAUGGGACGUCAACACAACCAGCUAGUCCAACCACUGUUACAACUGCAACAACGACAACGGCUGCUGUUCCUGCAGAUUCAAGGCUCAACCUGGAAUUUAGGCUGACGCGAGAUUUUGUUGUUGGCCUGGAUGACAGUUCAUCAUCAGCAUUUAAGAAUUUAGCACAGUCACUGACAGAACAACUUAAUGCCAUCUAUAGCAGAAGAUUCGGCCGCAAAUUUCUGCGAGCUCUGAUCAGAGCUUUCAGGCGUGGGUCUGUCAUAGUGGAUUCUGAGCUGCAAUUUGCAAAUGCCUCCUCUGUGCCAGACACUCAAGCUGUAGUGGAUACUCUGGUGGAGGCAAGAAACAGCUCCAUCCCUCUCUCCGACCUGAACACAUCUAGUAUUGUUGUGACACCCGUUGAGGCUACAACUGUUCCUCCGACAACAGCUUUAUCAACUACCACAGCCUUCACUGGUCCUCCAGCAGCCUCUGAGGGAAGUCUUGGCAUUAGAUUUAGCCUCGAUAGAGUAUUUAAUGCAGCUCUAACAGACACAACUUCAGCAGAAUUCAUCCAACUGGCUACAACUGUGAUCACAGAGAUGAACAGAAUUUGCCUCAGACUCUUUGCCAGAUUCAGUCGCUCACGGGUCAAUUCAUUCACGAGCGGAUCUGUGGUUGUCAACAUGACUCUUGUGUUCAGAGAGGCUUCUUCUGUUCCUUCGCUAGCCGAUGCUCAGUCACAGCUGGCCACUGCGCUUCUUUUUUCCAACCUGAAUUAUAUCAAUGGCACCCUAGUAUUAGCAUCGGGCUGUCCUCCUCUACACACAAUGGCUGGAUUGACUUUCUUUUCGCUAACUAUGCUGGCUGUGGUACAGAUGCUGAUCAACCCAUAGUACGAGAGAACAUGAGCUGCUAUUUUUUUGCAAUCAUGCAUGCAAAAAUAUGUUAAUUUGACAUAGCACAUGCACACUGUGAAAUUUACCAUUUUGUCAUGGGGUAAAUAGAUGUGUCCUGUGGGUCAAGGAUUGAUAAAGGUUUAAAGAAUUUUCCAAAUUGAUGUUAUUUAAUUUAAUUUACUAAUCAAUGCUACUUUUACAAAACAUGUGUAUCUUCUAUUUGUUGUUUGAGCAUAUUUCUUCGAUUUCAUACAGCAAUUGCUUAUAUGUAAAAAAAUACAAAUGUCUAAAUUAUCAUGUAUGACACAUAUAUGUCUUAAUAAAUGCAAUAUAUGACUCGGCAAUAUAAAGUUUCAAUCCAAAUUCAUGCUGACAUUAAAGAAGGCCAGUGGGGAAGGUGCAGUGUGGAGCAAAAAGCCUUGCAAAAAGGGGAAAUGAUCUAUUUAUGAAGAUGAUUUAAUUUAAUCUGCUAUAUUUCGUAUAAACUGUUUGACAAGUAGACUGUCUUAUCCAGGCAAUAUUUUUAACUGUAAAAAUACUUAACGGUUCCUGUUGAAUAUUUUAAAAAUGGAAAGACUAACAUGUUGCAAUGGAUCAGAAAUUUAAUAAACAGUCACAUUUGAAAUUAUG